Messenger RNA from Aspergillus uvarum CBS 121591, 648 nucleotides. Its product is annotated as C2H2-type zinc finger protein. The record is from RefSeq and is a predicted model, not a curated record. NCBI's taxonomy places the organism in Eukaryota, Fungi, Ascomycota, Eurotiomycetes, Eurotiales, Aspergillaceae. The transcript is spliced from 2 exons. Bases 1 to 648 code for a protein of 215 amino acids.
AUGCUUGACAUGACUCCUACUCCUUGUGCUACCUCAAGCCCGCUGGGCCUCGAUAGCUAUCAUUCCAAUGCCUACAAUGAGAACGUGAAGUUGAAUUUGCAGGUAUUGGAUGAAGGAUUAUUGAGUGAGGGUGUAUUCAACCAAGCAGCGACAAUUGAUCCUCGACUCACCAGCCUUGACUGGCAGUGGAGUGCGGAGAGUUUAGGGAUUGAGAUGGACACGGUGCGAUCUAUGCAUACUUUGAUGGGGGCCUCACAAGGAGUCUCGUAUAUGAGUGAAGCCACUUCGGGCUGCAAUGUGCAAACGGUGACGGCAAACAAGCAGGUCACUUCUGCUCAACUUUCUCAGAGACCCCGAUGUGAUGACUCCUUCCCAGCGAACGCUCAUAAUAGUGGUCAGAUUGCUAUUGCACAACACGCUCGCAGAAGCACAGAUACCACCAUUUACCGUUGCCCAUACUGCGAGUAUACAACCAAAUCUCGAAGAAAAUGGAAUCUCAGGAGACAUAUUGAGGACAUGCACACGUCGUCGAAGCCAUACUAUAGGUGCAAAAACCGUGGCUGUAAUGGUUUCUUCAAGAGGGAGGAUAAUUUGAAAGCUCAUAUUCGAAAGAAACACCGGUAUUCCGGGCCUGGAAAUGGUCGGUAG